AAUAGUAAAGAGGAAAUUCCAUAAACGCAUGGAAGGGUAGUUUAACAGCUUGCAGAAGCUCUCUGGCAAAAUUCAAUGGCCGCAGUUUAGAGCCCAACAGAUACUACCCUGAAAAUCAUCGUCGGUUCCUGGAACCCUAUCGAGCUUUUUCUCUGCUUUUUUGGUUCUUUCACUUUCUAGGAAGACCUGUCAUUUGCAUAUUUUCUGGCAUCAUUUUUAUUCAGUUGUUUCUCUCAAUGAGGUGAGACAACUUGGAUGAUGGCAGACUUACCUGGUCAUAUGCGUUUCUGCUUGCAAACUGGAAAACUUGCCUCUCUGGCAAUUUUGGUCUCUGGAGGGAUUGUACUGCAAGUUCUGGCCUGUGCUUUGUACAAUAAUUGGUGGCCAAUGCUAACUUUAAUAACAUAUGUGCUUCUUCCAAUGCCCUUAUUAUUCUUUACCGGAUCUGGUACUUCUGCUCUGAUUUCUGAUUCUGGGAAUAGCUGGGUCAACAUAACCAAGUUCUUGACGGGAGCUUCAGCAGUUGGGAGCGUUGCCAUACCGGUAAUUUUAAAGCACGCUGGAGUUAUCGGAUGGGGAGCACUAGCAAUGGACUUAUCCUCUUUUUUUGUGUUUGUGCUGGCCAUAAUGUGUUACGUUGGAAUGGGAGAUGAAGAUUCUUAUUACAGUAUCCUCUGAGAUCAGGCUAAGGGCCUGGCGUGAUUGAUGUAACAGACUGGAUAUUAGUGCAUUACUUGAGGCUUUCACAUUCUUGAUUUUCUGAGCCUCACUUUGUAUGCACACGUGUGUAUUGUAGAGUAAAUUUAUUCAUUUCUGCUGCCGAGUGAGUGAUAUUUUGUCCAUAUCAUGAGUGCAUUGAUGCCUCUGUGAUGCUCCUAGACAUCUUCUAUUGAAAAAAUGAGGCUUUUUAUUCAAGAGGGUGUUAUUAUGUGUGAUUGGGGAUAAAUGUUUCUUGUAGAGAAUUGUAAACCGCCUAAGGUUCCAUUUGGAUAAACCCUUAUUCUAUUUAUAUUUUGUCCUUUUGGCAAA
Carica papaya (papaya) is the source of this 1029-nucleotide messenger RNA. Its product is annotated as Vacuolar protein sorting 55 (VPS55) family protein. Gene Ontology annotation, cellular component: endosome. Lineage: Eukaryota; Viridiplantae; Streptophyta; Magnoliopsida; Brassicales; Caricaceae. The record is from RefSeq and is a predicted model, not a curated record. Gene Ontology annotation, biological process: late endosome to vacuole transport via multivesicular body sorting pathway.